Molecule: messenger RNA, 1663 nt
Organism: Toxotes jaculatrix (banded archerfish)
Lineage: Eukaryota; Metazoa; Chordata; Actinopteri; Toxotidae
Gene: ppp1r3g
Product: protein phosphatase 1 regulatory subunit 3G
Exons: 1
Coding region: 175-987 (270 amino acids)
Biological process (GO): regulation of glycogen biosynthetic process
Cellular component (GO): protein phosphatase type 1 complex
Molecular function (GO): protein phosphatase 1 binding; glycogen binding
Source: RefSeq, a predicted model, not a curated record
CGUGUCUCUGUGACAGCAGCUGCAGACUGAGGACACAGCGCGCGCUCUGUUGUCACCACUACGUUGUCCUCUGGUGGGGGCGGGAGUCUCUACCCUAUACAAGCUGCCCCGCACCGGGACUCCCGCGUACUGCUGACCGGCCUGCAGCCACAGCACACAGGCUGCCGGGCAGAAAUGUCCCGCUCACCUGUCCACACCGGGGGACAGUCCCCGGGACAGUGCAUGGAGAACGGCCUGGAGGCGGAGGAGGAGGACGAGGAGGGAGAUCUGGACGACGAGGUGGACGCUUCGCAGCUGGAGAGAUUUAUGAAAGACAGGAGGAGAGCCAAGUCCCUGCCCGCCUACCCGGCCGCGCUCCUGGACGGCGUCAACGAGAGCAACGGGAGGAAGAGGGUGAAGUUCGCCGACUCCAUGGGGCUGAACCUGGCCAGUGUGAAGCACUUCAGCUCGCUGGAGGAGCCGCAGAUCCCAAGCAAAGUUCUGUCCAGGCACAAGAGCUUCCCGCCGCAGCAGCAGGACCUACUGAACGACCUGUGCCAGAACUUCAAGUCCAACCUGGGCGCAGACCGUCUGCUCGCCUGCUUCCCGGAGCUCCGGGAGACGGAGCGGAGAGUCCAGCGGCUCCGCGUCUGCCUGGAGAAGGUCACCAUUACCCAGUUUGACGUGCGGGGGCAGAUCCGGGUCUUAACAGGCUGCGCCGACAAAGAGGUCGGAGUGAGGUACACCUUCAACGACUGGCUGUCCUACGUGGACGCGCAGGCUCUGUCCGAGGCCGUGGAUCAGCCGGGCUUUGUGGGCGAGCGGUUUAGCUUCACCGUGUACACGCCGCCCUUCAUGGACCCCAGCUCGGCUGUGCACUUCGCCGUGUACCUAAAGAGCGAGGAGGGGGAAUUCUGGGACAACAACGAGGGGGAGAACUACACCCUCAGGUACCACUGCGUACCCAGCACCACGCCCUUUGUCAGCGCCGCUUUCCACGCCACCUGACCGGUGUGCGCGUCGUGCGUAAAAGCUUUCCAUCCACGCGUAAAAAGCUCUCCAUCCGCCCCGAGGACUGAAAGAAAAGCGUUGAUAAGCAGCCGCUGUUUCCCAGCUGGUGGAUAAACACAUCACCUGUGCAGGGGACACGCGUGCCACAGUUAGAAGAUGCAGUGACCAUCCAAAGAAACGACACAGGUGCACAUCAUGUCUCUCUUGAUUUUGGCCUCUGAAUGAUCAUUUGGUGCCUGUCUCACCACCAACCUCUGAACCGAAGCUCACGCAUGUCUUUCUGAAGGACGUGGAUGUUUCCCUCAACCUCCACUCAGGUCAAACGGACUGUCUCCCAGAGGACACAGAAACAACAGACUGAGUCUAUGCUGCUUUGGAAUCAUGAUCAUCAGUGUGAACAACCUCCUGGAUGUUCUGGACAUUAAUGGACUCUGAUUACAGUCAGUAACACACGUGUCUGUGUCCCUGCUGCUGUGGGACUCCAUCUGUGGCUUUAUUUCAACAUAAAAGACCAAAGUUCUAUAACAAAAGAUAAUUAACAUUGAGUCUGGUGCAGUGAAAAUACCUCAGACAUAUGAACGAGCAGUUUCAUGUUUAGUGAAGCUGCAGCAGGCUCAUGGAAGCUGAGGGACGGGGUGAAAUUGUCAAACAAUAAAUUCUGCUCACAAACAAA